CUGCAGGCGUCUGUGGUGAUGGCGCGGCGCGUGGCGGUGCACCCCAAGAUAGAGGUGGUGUGGGAGCACGAGUGCAUGGAGGCGUUUGGGCGGGAGGACGGCACACUUGCCGGCAUCCACAUCCGCAACCGGCACACCGGAGAGGAAAGCGACCUCCCCGUCGGCGGCCUCUUCUUCGCCAUUGGCCAUGCGCCGGCAACCGCCUUCCUGGGGGGGCAGCUGGAGCUGGACAGCGCCGGCUACAUUGUCACCACACCCGACAGCACCGCCACGAGCGUGCCAGGCGUGUUUGCGGCGGGCGAUGUGAUGGACCGCAAGUGGCGGCAGGCCGUCACCUCGGCCGGCGCAGGGUGCAUAGCUGCCAUCGAGGCCCAGCACUUCCUGCAGUCCAACCAGGACGGCGCUGACACAAGCUUCAUAGGGCAGACCGACCUCAACGCCGCCUGGGUGGCGCAGAUGCAGCAGGAGGCGCAGGAGCGGCAAGCCAGCGGCGACAAGGCUGCGCCCGCCGCGCCAGUCCCAACCAGCGCCUGACGCUGGCGCCGAGUCGCGAGCAGCCGGGCACCGGU
Messenger RNA from Chlorella variabilis, 569 nucleotides. RefSeq lists its product as hypothetical. Gene Ontology annotation, molecular function: oxidoreductase activity. The transcript has 6 exons. The record is from RefSeq and is a predicted model, not a curated record. The coding region runs from base 19 to 534 and encodes 171 amino acids. NCBI's taxonomy places the organism in Eukaryota, Viridiplantae, Chlorophyta, Trebouxiophyceae, Chlorellales, Chlorellaceae.